Molecule: messenger RNA, 891 nt
Organism: Linderina pennispora
Lineage: Eukaryota; Fungi; Kickxellomycota; Kickxellomycetes; Kickxellales; Kickxellaceae
Exons: 2
Coding region: 1-891 (296 amino acids)
Biological process (GO): deadenylation-dependent decapping of nuclear-transcribed mRNA
Cellular component (GO): P-body; nucleus
Molecular function (GO): RNA 7-methylguanosine cap binding; hydrolase activity
Source: RefSeq, a predicted model, not a curated record
AUGGCUUCUCCUACAACUGCCGUCAGCGACAUCGAAGCACUGGUGCGCCAGUUCCGCCUGCACGAGGUCCUGAACGAGGACCCAGCCACCAAGACUGUCUGGCUGCUGGGCUCAAUCGCCAGCGACACGCCCGUUGCCGGCUCCUCCGCCGCCGUCUUGACACUCGAACGCACUGCCAUCUCCCCCCUUGCCCUCCGCCCCUCCACUGUGCUGCUGCCACAGCUGACCCUGGACUCGGGCGCCCUGAAUGACAUCUACGCGUCGGCAACAGGCACCUCCCAUGCGCUCUCUCCAGACGUCCGCGUCUCGCUGAUCUAUCCGGCGCAGCAAAAACACAUCGACAAGUACCGCCGCCAGCAGUACAUGUGGAUUAAAGAGACAGCUGAGAUCUACGGGGCCGUGACCAGGCCGUAUAUUGACAACGAGCCAAAGUCGCGCAUCCAGUGGGUGUACAAUAUCCUGGACGGCUCGGCGGAGCGCGAGCGCGUGGUGGUAGAGGACAGCGACCGGGACACGGGGUUUGUGGUGUUGCCGGACUUCAAGUGGGACGGCGUGGGCGUGGAGAGCUUGUACUUGGUGGUGAUUGUGCGGCGCAAGGACAUCCGGUCGCUGCGCGAUCUGCGGCCGGAGCACCUGCCGAUGCUGCGCAAUAUACGGGAGAAAGUUGGCGCCGCCGUGGACUCCGUCUAUGGCGUCGCGCAAGACCAGCUGCGUAUGUUUGUGCAUUACCAGCCGUCGUACUACCAUUUCCAUGUACAUGUCACCCACGUUAACUUUUCUGGCAAGGGCGUGAUGGCUGGCAGAGCCCAUCUGCUCGACACUAUCAUCGAUAACAUCGAGAACAUUGCGCCCGACUACUACCAGAGGGCCUCGCUGUCGUUUACGUAUUAA